UCUGGCUGUCUGUAAUAUUUUCUGCGAAAUAAUAAAGAUUAUUUUGGGUGACAACAUUUUUAUUUGAUUGCGUUUUGCUUCGGCCACUUCUUAAUUACUGCGCAGUUGCGUUUUAAACUGCGCUGAAUCGUUUUUUUUUUUGUUUGUUUUUUGCGGCCGUUACUUUCGUCGGUUGGAAGCUCGUUAGCCUGUGCGACUUCAGGUGUCUCUGGAAGUAACAGCGCCUGAACACUUACCCCUGCUUAAACAGCGCUUCCUCUUUUACUUUAACCACAUGCUGAUAUUUCAUUCCGUGCAGCAGCGCUUCACACACACUAGCAGAACAGAUCAGCCGCGGACACAUCGUCGUCACACCCUGCCAGAGGUUUUUAAAUCUCCGCAUCACUGGCAGCUUUUUCAAAUUUCUUUUAAACACCUGCGUACCAUCGGAGGAGCACAGCAGGAGCCUUCGGGUCAGUAUAAUCCCGGAUGAUUAACAGGGAUGGACCAGUUUGCGAUUGAUCAAGAUCACUGACUGGAGUUUGUGAUUAAUGGCUUACUGUAGCUUGAUUGAGUCACGGGCCAAGUAGUUUCGACUAUCUGUUUUCUAAAUCAAACGCUGAGGGUGUGUCUGGGUCCUGGCUACUACUACGGCAUGCAGGAUGGGCCAAACUCACUCUGCUCUAUCGCACAGCGCAGCCACCCGAGGCAGAGCGAAAUGGAAAGCGGGCGAGACAGCCCGUCGGCUUCGUAUCCGCAGACCUGGGAGCGGAGAAAAGGCGAGGAGUGACCAGUUAAACAGGAAUCCGAUGAAAAAUAAAGUGCUGUCGUGUUUGGGAAGGAGAAAGCGAGACUCUAGUCAGAGUGAAGCGGAUCUGGGUGGCGGAAACGCAGCUGGAGAUCCAGCAACGCGCCGCGGCCACAGAGUAGGAAAGUUGCCGAGGGACGAGGUUGUGUCGGCGGUCGGGCAACAGCAAGCAGCCCCGGGUUGUUUUGACACGCCGUCCGGCCUAGAUGGAAACACUGAACCUACACAGCACGCCGUGAACCGCGAGGCAGUCGCUGGUUCAUCCGAUGCGCCAGGCUUGGAAAGGUGGAGCUGUGAAGUCAGCGGUGCGGGCUGUGAGGAGCCGAAACCCGUGCGAGAGGACAAUGCCUCGGAUCCCCAGACGAGGGCCAUGGAAGAUCAGCCACUGGGGGACAGCAACCAUGAUCCUGUUGUAUCUAAGGAUAGGGUUUUAACUGGAACUAGUCUGGGUUCAUCCCGUUCACCCCCUCUGCAGACCUCUGACCCGGGCACUGAGCGGACUUUGUCUACUUUGCCCUCAGAUCAACUUUUGGACGGGGGACUUUUGAUAAAGGACGAUCACGCUGAGGCUAAAAUGACAAAAACCGACCGUAGCACCUUUUCAUGCACACCCAACGCGGCCGGCGACCUGAACAAUAGUUGCUCUGUUGAAACAAAGAGCCAAACGGACUCUGAUCAGACCAGUCAGAGUCCACCGGGAGGCCAAAGUUUUCCAGGAACCAUACCCAAGCUCAUCAUAACAAGAGACCCCAGUCCGAGCCGCUCUCAAGUCUCGACCCUUUCGAGAACGGAGCUCAACACCGGCUCCUGUCUGGAACCUCAACCGGAAGACGAGUCCCCUUGCUCGGACAGCGGCUGCGGAGGGUCUCCUGCUUUGAUGCACUCCCCAAGAAAGCUGUCCAACUCCUCCUCCAUCGGUCUGUCCUCCGCCUCAUCCUUCGAGGAGUCCGAGGACGACUUCACGGGCAGCGACAUCGAGUCCAGCCUGUCUCCGGCCCGGUCUCUGUGCAGCCCAGAGGAUGGGACGGGGAAUAAGUCCUGGCAUAAGCUGAAGACAAUGGUUCACUGGUCCCCCUUCGUCGUGUCCUUCAAGAAGCGUUAUCCAUGGGUGCAGCUGGCUGGCCAUGCAGGUAACUUCCAGGCUGGGGAGUACGGACGCUUGUUGAAGCGAUACUGUGAGAGUGAGCAGCACUGCCUGGAGAAGCUAAUGAAGGACACUCUGCGCCCCUAUGUGCCUGGAUAUCACGGUGUAGUACAGAAAGAAGAGCAGGACUACAACCUGAUGGAUGAUCUGCUGGCUGAAUUUGACUCGCCCUCCAUCAUGGACUGCAAGAUGGGCAGCAGGACGUACUUGGAAGAGGAGCUGACAAAAGCGAGGGAGCGUCCACGUUUGAGGAAGGACAUGUAUGAGAAAAUGGUCGCUGUGGACCCCGGGGCCCCCACAGAGGAGGAACGGGCCCAGCAGGGCAUCCUAAAACCGCGGUACAUGCAGUGGAGGGAGACCCUUAGCUCCACUGCCACCUUGGGCUUCCGGAUCGAAGGCAUUAAGAAAGCUGAUGGAACUUGCAACACCAACUUUAAGAAGACAAAGCACAGAGAGCAAGUGAUGCAGGCCUUGGAGGAUUUUGUCGAUGGCAACACUCAGAUUCUGAAACUCUACCUGCAGCGGUUGGAGGAACUCCGCUCAGUCCUCGAGCAGUCACAGUUCUUCAGGACACAUGAGGUCGUGGGCAGCUCUCUUCUGUUCGUGCAUGACGCCUCAGGAAAAGCCAAAGUCUGGAUGAUUGACUUUGGAAAGACGGUUCCCUUGCCGUCACCUCAAACCCUCGACCACAGGACUCCCUGGAUGGAGGGCAACAGGGAGGACGGCUACCUGUGGGGACUGGACAACCUCAUAGAUAUCUUCAGCAGUAUGCUCUCGCAGACUCCUUGAACGGGAGACGGGGCUGCAGUAAAAGACUGAUGGAUGUCCAGACUUUGGGGGAGAAGAUUGUACAAACUAAGACUAACAGAGGAAUGACUGGAAGAGGACCACCACUUCAGUUACUCCUCUCAAUACUCACACCAAGUGACUUUAUCCACUUGUAUGGGUGUGAGAAGGGCAGGUUAAGUGGAAUAUGCCAAAAGUUAACAUUAUGCAUUAUGUGGAAUAAAGGGGGCAGGUGACAUGAGCUGUUAAAUUUAAAGCACAAUUGUAACUUUUUAUUUUUUUUUUCACAUGGGCUGUGGGUUUUUUUUUUUUUUUUCUGAGAGUCCUCUGAACUCAUGGCCCUCUGGCAGUCACUUUUUUCCUGCAAAGACACUUCUAGCAUUGCUCAUCUCACUCCUCACAGCUCCCUCUUUUGGUGAGGGGUGGCCAGAGCAGUCAUCUCUUAGCCAUGAACUCGAUCCACAGGGAACACCUUUUUAAUGAGCCUUUGAGGAGCGUUGGGUGUUUUUAUUUUUAUCCUGGACCACUUUCGAUGACUAAGUAUACAGCAACACUAAAAACACUGGUCAGACCAUGUGUUAACUAACUCAGCGUGUAAAUACAGUUUAAUUUAAUUAUUUUUUUCCCGCCUUGGUAUAGCCUUCUUACCGUGUUUGUAUGAUUUCUGUGCCUGCCUUUUUAAAAACGGAGCUAUCUGAUCAUUCCAGUGCAGUGGACUCAUGCUAUUUUCUUUCCAAAGAGUUCACCCAAGUAUAAAAUGAUUUACAUGGAAAUCCCACAGUUUUAACUUCUCUUAGAAACAGAAAUUGUUUUUUUUUUCUUAAUUGGAUUUUUGUAUAAAACUGCAGUGAAAUUUUUCCCCCCCCUCAUUUAACUGUACAGUAAGAAGCUCGACAGCCUUGUUUGUCUACAGUUUGUUGCACUAUGGAUUCUCACAAAGCCAUUGAACAAAACAUGCGGUGCCUCUGUGUGUCUUAAGCAGCGGUUAAGUAUUGGGUUUACAGUUCAGCGUAAAUAAUUUUUGCCUGUUAUCUCAUUUCUCUGAUCAGUGUUUCUUUAGUUUGUGAAAGGAAACUGGAAUUGCCUGAUUUAAACUGAUCAGUCUGCGUGGGCUUCAACUAAAACGCAAACUCUGAAAAAUCUCAGCGACGACGCGUGUCCGAGUAAAACAGAACGACUUUAAGGACACAGCUGUAAACCUAAUUAAGCUACAAUAAACAGGAGGAAUGUGGGGUUUUAAAAUUUUGUAUGCAAAGUUGAAAGUUUACAAUGAAAACGACACUGUUCCAUGUACAGGCCGUGCUUGUGAGCAUUCCUGUCAGGAACUGACAGGAAUGCAGCACGUUGGUGAACGUUUAAGUGUUCAGUCUUCCUUUGACAGUGUCAGGCAGCACUGUUUGGCUGUGUGUGCAGUUAACUCAGCGCGCACAUUUCCUGCGUGAGUGCUGUGAACAUGUGACUUAACGGGAUUGGAAUUUGAAUUUAGAUUUUUCAUCUGCAAAGGAUAAACAUGGCAGGAGAGACAGUAUGGUGUUUACAAAGUAUUAUAAAUCUUAUAAAUCUUUGCCCAGAAAUUCUCUAUAUUUGUAAAAUGUCAAACUAUCAGGUUUUCAAAGGGGGUGCUGCUUUGUAAGCAAGAUAACUGGACUCUUGACCACAUUUUGUACUUUAAAGGCAGCACAAUUCUCAGUCACAAAGCACAGACAAACUGGUUGAAACUGUUUAUAAAUCCCUGCUUUGUCCAGAAGGUCAUGGAUUACAAUAAACUGAAAGUGAAAAGUU
Archocentrus centrarchus (flier cichlid) is the source of this 4499-nucleotide messenger RNA. Its product is annotated as inositol-trisphosphate 3-kinase A-like. NCBI's taxonomy places the organism in Eukaryota, Metazoa, Chordata, Actinopteri, Cichliformes, Cichlidae. Gene Ontology annotation, cellular component: nucleus; cytoplasm. The record is from RefSeq and is a predicted model, not a curated record. The transcript has 8 exons. Gene Ontology annotation, molecular function: inositol hexakisphosphate kinase activity. Gene Ontology annotation, biological process: phosphatidylinositol phosphate biosynthetic process; inositol phosphate biosynthetic process. The coding region runs from base 642 to 2720 and encodes 692 amino acids.